AUGAGAGUAAAUCUGGCGAUCCAAAUCCCUGCCGAGGCGGUCACCGAUUCUAUCAUCCUAUGUGUUCUUUGCAUGGCAACCAACAAAGUGGAGGCACCCAUGUGGAAGCAUGUCCAGGAGUCUGUUUUUCAGGCUCCGCUCCGAUCCCUGCAGUGGCUUGAUAUCUAUGGCCGCUUGUCCCCACACCUAAUUCAUCAAGCUGGUCUAGUGCAAUUGAUAAACCUUCGAGGUGGCUUGGAGAGGAUAGAGCUUCCAGGACUGGCCGCCAUUAUUGCCUACUCCAGUGUCCUUGGCGCCAGUAGAUCCCUGUCUCGUCCAAGUUUCCCGUAUAUUUCGGUCCAGACUGGAGGCCAUCUGAUACUGCAAGACAUUAUAAACCCCCAUACAGAGCGCUUCAGUUCCCCUCAUAUCCCACCCGAGAUGCAAGAUAUCUUCCGCGCUCAGCUAACCUAUGUCACCGAGAUUGAAAUGUAUGAGGACGGCAUACCGAUAUCAAGGGACGUGCUUUGCGACCAUCGAAACCUGAUUCAAUGGCACAUCAUGUCCUUGAUUCCAUCAGGUCAGCUUGGAUCAUCUCACUCCGGGCUGUAUCCUCUCUACGAAGCAUCUCGACUUGCAUUGAUAAUUUUUGGCGUCGGUGUCAGUUUCCCACUUCCACCGCAAAGCGCGCCAUUGGUCACACUGGCUCGGAUGCUGAAGCUGGAGCUUCAGUCAUAUCAUCGUUCAGUCCAAGAGAUUCCAAUCUCGGCUGUCAGUUUAUAUACCUGGAUCUUGAUGCUUGGGUGCAUUGCUGCGACUGGAUCUGCGGAGCGGAAGUGGUAUAUCAAUAGCAUGGGGGCCCAUGUCGUAUUUUAUGGGCCAAUCACUUGGUAUGAAUUCAAGAUAGAGCUCAAGUCAAUCUUGUGGCUUGAGAGGGCAUGUGACCAACCUGGAGAGUUGGUUUGGAAUGAAGUGAUGUGCCUCUAG
Molecule: messenger RNA, 966 nt
Organism: Penicillium argentinense
Lineage: Eukaryota; Fungi; Ascomycota; Eurotiomycetes; Eurotiales; Aspergillaceae
Exons: 2
Coding region: 1-966 (321 amino acids)
Source: RefSeq, a predicted model, not a curated record